Molecule: messenger RNA, 267 nt
Organism: Hirsutella rhossiliensis
Lineage: Eukaryota; Fungi; Ascomycota; Sordariomycetes; Hypocreales; Ophiocordycipitaceae
Exons: 1
Coding region: 1-267 (88 amino acids)
Source: RefSeq, a predicted model, not a curated record
AUGAAGUUCAACAGCAUCGCCGUUAUCGCUGCCGGCCUCACUGCCGGCGCCCUGGCCGCGCCGACCCAGGGAUUCUCCCCCGCCAAUGCCCGCUGCGAGGCCACGGCCGCCGAUGCUGUUGACGACGCCCUCGGCAAGAAGCCCGGCGGCCUCCUAGGCUUUCUCGGCGAUGGCUUGCUCGGCGGCAUCACGCACAAGUUGGGUGUUGACGACUACCUGGAGAUCUCCAACGCUCUCAUCGACAGCGCUCUUAAAAGCCCUUCUUAG